UAAGCAACGUUGUGGGUCAAGUUCGCCAUCCCAUGGCGUUGCCCGUUGUAGCUUCCAAAGCACCAGAACAACGGCGACAUGUGACACCAGCCUUGCGAAGGACAGCGUUUCAAGUGGCUUUGGCUCUCACCAGCUACUCGGCCCUCAGUUGUGCCGCAGCAGUCGGUGGACGUUGUGCCGUGGGCUAUCGUUCCACCCAGCUACGCGUGCGUGGGAAGCGAGCGCCGGUGAGUUUGUGGUACCCUGCCCGGGCGCCCCGGGAACACCGUGGCUCUUCCCGCGAGCCGAAGCCCUACCGGCAUUUCAUCAGCGUGGCGAAGAUUGUGGAAGUCCUGCAGGGCACGGAACUGCCAGAGGCCUUGGGAUGGCAGUACCAAUUGGAGGCUGGAGAAGCGGUAUUUCCAGAUGCCCUUCCAAUCCCUGCAGAAUCACAAGAAACAGAACUGCAGCAGCGGCGGGUUGAGCAAGACCUACCUGUAGCAAACUGCGCUGUGAUUUUUGCGCACGGGUAUUUGGGCAGCCGAUUUGACAUGCUGCACCUCUGCGAGAAGUUGGCGCUGCGCGGCUUCGUUUGCGCGUCCGUGGACUUCGCCGAGGGCCUCAGUGGGGCGGUGCCGCGACAGAUCGCCAGGCAGGAGAUCGUGCAGGAGCUGAUCCUUCGGCUGCGCUCCGAGUUUGCUGUGCAGCACCUGGGCAUCGUAGGCCACUCUGCGGGCGGCGGCACGGCCACAGCACUGCCGGGGGAGUUUCGAUGUGGCCGCGUGGCCGUGGCCGGCCUGGCGCCCGGCUACGCCUUGGGCGACCCGCUGCUGGCGGUGGCCUCCGAGGGCGACGGCGUGGUGCGGCUGCCGCGGGUGCUGCAAGCGUUGCCGGGGGACGUGGUGAUGCAGGACCUUGGAACCUUCGACCCGUCGUCCAGCCGCCGCCUGGGGAUGCUGUUGCGCCAGCCGCUGAAGGCACGCGCCGCGGGGCCGCCGUGCCACAUCUCCUUCCUGUCGGAGGAGUCGAAUAAGGCUAUGAUUUCGUUGCUGUCGCCGCUACUGCCAGUGGCGCAGAUGUUGGAUGUGCCCGUGCUGGACUUUGACGCCUACCUGAAGCUACAAGACUCGCAGGACGUGGCCAAAGUGCUACUGCCUGUGAUUGAGGAGUUCUUCAGCUAUCACGCUUCCAGGGCUGAAAAGUGGGCCACGUAG
This is a messenger RNA of Cladocopium goreaui, 1193 nucleotides long. NCBI's taxonomy places the organism in Eukaryota, Dinophyceae, Suessiales, Symbiodiniaceae. The record is from the annotation of a GenBank genome assembly.